Molecule: messenger RNA, 1248 nt
Organism: Wallemia mellicola CBS 633.66
Lineage: Eukaryota; Fungi; Basidiomycota; Wallemiomycetes; Wallemiales; Wallemiaceae
Product: TspO/MBR-related protein
Exons: 3
Coding region: 7-513 (168 amino acids)
Cellular component (GO): mitochondrial outer membrane
Source: RefSeq, a predicted model, not a curated record
GACGAAAUGCCACCAACAUUCAUAUACGAUUUACCACGCAAUCCAGCUAUAGCAGUUGGAUUACCUAUUGCUUUAGGAUCACUCUCUGGCGCCAUAACCAAGUCAUCAGUGGAUACAUGGUUCGCUGGGUUGAAGAAGCCAUCAGGACACCCACCAAAGAUCGCCUUCCCAUUAGUAUGGACAUUCCUUUACGGUGCUAUGGGUUAUGCUGCUCAUUUGACAGCUUCCCAUGUGAACACUCCAUUUAUCGGUGACGCAGCUAGGGAUAACUUACAACUGCAAUACAUACAAUUCGGAUUAAAUAUGCUUUGGACUCCGUUAUUCUUUGGCGCUAAGAAACCCGUCUUAGGAUUAAUCAACAUUACUGCUUUGUUAGGUACGGUUAUUAAGAUUACAAAGGAUCUAAGGGGAAUAGACUCAACCGCUCAUUACUUAUAUUUGCCUUACUGCGCAUGGUUGGCUUAUGCUACUUACCUUAAUGCCGGGAUUAUUUAUAAAAAUUACAACAAAUGAGUCAGUAUCCUUGCUAUGAAUUCAACGUUUUGAUGUAUCCGAUCAAAUUCCGCCGAGGGUAUCUUGUCUUUAUAUUUACCGACGAAUUUAUCAGGAUGGAAGAUACGCAUGAGAUCCCGUAUAAGCUUCCUCUGUUCAGAUGAGCUGAUGAUGUCUAGUUGGAGGAAUUUCGUGAUACUCUCGCUUGAGAUAUCCUUGUCAAUCGAAGGGUAUUUGAUGUUCUUGAUAGUGAUUUCAUCAGGGGUGUCCAACCAGAAGCGCCUGAAUGAUAUCCUAUAAUUCUCUAUAUCUUCUGCUUCUUUCUUUGAUUGUUUUAUGGCGCUCUCCUUUAGUUCACUUUGAAUCUGUUCUUUAGCCGCUUGUUUAGCUUUCUUAUGCUUGCCAGCGGAUGACUGUCUCGAUCUUCUUGAUUCCCUAUCUUGUUCAGCUUCUUUCGGAUGGUAUCUUUGCCACAUACCAGCUCUGAUUCUCUCCGCAUAACUCUCUUCGUCAUCUAAAUCGUUAUCGCUGUAUGAAUCAAAGUAUUGGUGCUGCCAUCUAUGUGGUAUAUAGGCUUCAAAUUCGGCAUCCUCGUCCGCAAUAUCAGCUAAUUUACUUAUAAAUUCCUCGUCCUCAUCACGUUUGCAUGCCUUUCUUGGGGGAGUUAUUGGCUCAUCAAAUUCUGCAUACCUUGGUGGACUAACGAAUAUUCUUUUCUUGUAAGUCUUUUUUAGGUUAUUAAUUUCGUCCUCUUCA